GUUGUUAGUAUUGCUUGUCUAGAGCUAAGUUGAACGGUGUGUUUACUCUAAGGAACUGGGAUUUUGCGUAAGAGCGCUUCUCGGCGGUGGCCGUGCCCUGAGCGCUGGCUUCCUCCGUGUAAAGGCGUAAUGGCGCGAAAGUUUCUUCCCUUAAUCCCCUUUAAUAUACGCUGCUUAACGUGAAAGAAUUUUCUCACUGAUUUCCCUAAGCUCCGGCAUUUCCAUGGUCUGAGUCAAAUCGGCCAACGCGGUACUUGACAAAACAUGUUCAGCUGUCUGCGUAUACCCUGCUGUGAUCGAGCAGCUCCGGGGGUGCUUUAUGCCGACGGGGCUUCAAAGGAGUCUAGGCAAACACCUUCGCCGACGAAUGCAAAUGGUGCAUCAUCGGGGUCAGCCAGCGCGGCCGUGGCUGUCGCCAGCGGGAUGUUCGCUAGCCGCUCUACCCCAAAGUCUACCUCGGCGCUUGCUGCGGACAAACAUGGUUUGGUUGCGGAACCAGCUUGCCAAAGGGCUGGCUCCGUGGCUUCGCCCUUUAGCACAUCCCAGCGGCUAGAGGAUGCAGCACCAGGCACGCCUGGCUCCGCCCGGGCAACCACAGCAGCAUCUCCAUGCACUGCUGGAGGUAAGGGCUUUCACAAGGACUCAGCAGGAACCAGUAACGCCGCCCCAGCAAACCCCAGCAGCAGCGUCAGUCUCCCCAGCCAGAGGCACUGCCGUCCCGGUCACUCUGGCGGGACUCCGACACUCUCUUCGGGCCAUGUCACCGGCGGCACGCACCACACCCUCAGCAGCAGCACUUCCAUGGGCGGCGGCACGGCCACCCUCAGCCUAGCCGGACUGCCAACGAGCUGCGCAGGAGGGCAGGGGCUUGUAUCCAGCCUCCUACGCAGCGAGGCCGGCACGGAGGUGACCGCGCGCCUGCCAGGCGACCUCUCCACCGCCGUGCCGCCCCCGCUGCUACUGGCCUCGGAUGCCUCCACCAGCCGCCUGCUGGAGUGCCUCACGGCCGACAGCGUGGACAAUGGCGGCAGCUCGGUCGCAGGCAGGCUGCCGGCGGGGGCAUCUGUGGACCACGGCGCCUUGCCGACAAUAGGCGCUGCUGGCGGUGGGAGGGCCGUACCGCAGAGGUCGCCUGCUGCGGCCGGGCAGGGCUUCUCGAUAUUUGGCGCGCUGCAGGCCUUUGUUGAGCAGUCCAACGCAGUCUUCCCCGCUGCCGGCAGUGUGGCCCGCGGCUGCAGUGCCGGCAGUGCGGGCAUGCACCCGCAGCGGCACGCCUCCACCGCCACCAGCCACGAACACUUCCGUGGCUUCAACCCGGCGCUCUCAACGGGAACCAGCCACGACGCGCCCACCGCCUCUCUGUACCGGAGGCAUGCGGGCCCCAGCAGCCGUGGUGGCGGCGGUGCGGGCGCUCCGGCCGACACCACCACCGGCAGCCCCAGCGCGCAAGCCGUUCUGGGCUCCAACACCCUCCUCAACACCACCGCGGGAAGCGAUGCGCUGCAGGCUGCGGGCCUGAUCAUCGGCGGAAUGCAGUUGGAGUCCACACACAGCAGUGCGCACUACAGGUUGGCGCAGAUGGGCGCUGCGAAGGCGCCGGCGGCGGCGGCCGAGCGGGUGACGUUGGCAGACGAGGAUGAUGGUGUCAGUCUGGGUCAGCAGCUGCCGGGUCUGCACUCCUUGGACGGCGCGACGUCCUUCCUCAGCGGACCCAGCAACCUGCACUCCUUUGACGAAUUGUACGGCAGGCAUCACCAUCCCGGCGGAGGACAGUCGGGCUUUUUUGCAUGCAACGCCAGCAAUGACGCGGACGGCAAGAGCCGCCACGACAACGUGCUUCCCUCCGCGGGCUGGUACGGCGCCGCCGGGGCAGCGGGCGAGCAGGCGGGCGGCGGGCAGCGCGGCUGGCGCAUGCAGCGGACGGCGGAGCGACGGGAGUUCCUGUCCGCGGCGCGCUGCAUCAGUUCCGUGCUGGGGGACGUGCAGAUCGUGUCAGUGCUCGGGGCAGGGGCGCAUGGGAGGGUGUACAAGGGCCUGCUGCGGGACCGGCUUGUGGCGGUCAAGGUGAUCAUUCACGAGGCGGAUACGGCGCCCUUCGUAGCGGGCAGCAUCGGAAGCGGCAUCGCGCGCCCGGCUCCCUCCAACUCCCAACUGGGCCGUGUCUCGGGCGGCGGAGGCGGAGGCGGACCCUCCGGCUCGCUGCCCGGCUCCUCCAGCCUCCCAUCCGGUGCUGCCGGGCUUCCAGCCGCAUGCUGCGCCGAGUCCACUCCCUUCGCAGCCUCCACUCGUCAAUCCGCCUCAGACUCUGCCGGGACGGCGGGUGCGGACGCAGCAGCAGGCGGCGGCGUCGGCGGCGUCUGCCCGCCGCCCCACAGCAGCUGCGGCAAGCUGAGCCGCAGCGACAGCAGCUCCCGACCCGCCAUGCACUCGCUGCACUUCCAGCGCGCCGGCUCCUCUAACCUGCAUGCGCUGCCCAUGAGUGCGGGGGCGCUGCAUGCUGCGGGCGGGUCGGCGCUGCCGCUACUGUCCCUGCCGGGGCUGGCUCCGGUGGUGAUGCCGCACAAGCACAUGUUGGAGGGGCUCAUCUCGGCCAGCGCGCACCACCCCAACAUCGUGGAGACCUACCGCAUUGUCACGCAGCUCACCAGCGCACCCGCCAUGCCGGCGUUCGUGGUCACCCGCGGCUCGCAGACGCCGCUGUGGGACACCGCCAACCUGCCGGCAGCAGCGCUGCUGGGCAUUUCCAAAGCCGACCGCAGCUCUGGAGGCGGGGCGGGGCCGCCGGUGCUUGCAGCAUUCGGCGGCGCGGGUAGCGUGCACGCCGGCAGUGGUGGAGGUGUGGGGGUGGGCGGUCCGUCCUUUGGCAGCAGCGGGACACCGGGUCGGCCGCAGCGCCUGCAGCGCGCCAGUAGCCUAGGCCCGCACAGGGAUCAGGGCGCCAGGCCGCCGCCGCUGGCGUCGCCGCUGGGGCUAGCAGGCCGGAGCACCGCCGCCGAGGCCAGGCAGCGGUCUCGCGGCAGGAGCACCGGCGGCGAGGGCAGCGAGGGGCCGCCCGACCUCGGCGCUAGUCCGGGCAGCGAGGGCGCAGAAGGGCGGCAGGCGGCGGAGGCAGCGAGCCCCGCCCGCAGCCCUUGCGGCGACGCUGCUGCGGCUGGUGCCAGGCCGGCGGAUGCGGGUGUGCGGCUGCUUGGUGCUGCCGCGGCUGCUGGCGGCCCUUCCGAGGGGCAUCCCUUCAGCGCAGUGUGGCAGCAGCACGCCGGGGCGAGUGGCGCCUGGGUCAACGCCUCCAGCGCCACGUCUGGUGUGAGGAUGAGUCAUGCAGGGCCCUGCACGCGGGGACCCCAUGCGCAUGCGGCGUACUUGCCGGGUGGUCCGGAGGCCGGGGUGGCGGGGCUGGUCGGCCGGCCGGGGCCGCAGCUUGGGAUGCUGGCGGAGGAGGAUGCGGAGGGGCAGCUCUCGUCAGGGUGUCACAUCCUGGCGGCCUCCGACAGCACACCCUGCAUGGUGGACAAGCAGCUCGGCAGCAGCAACGCGGCCACCCACAACAACAUGGGCCCCCGGAACGACAGCACGGCGGACAGCGUGUUAACUGGGUUCCUGGGGAGCAACGCUGGCAGCGCCACCGCCGGCAGCAUGGCUGGCGGCGGGUUGGCCCUUCCGUUGCGCGAUAACUCGACUGUUUCGGUUUCGGGGCUGGUUCGCGGAAUGGGCUCAUCUGGAAGGGGCUCGGCGGAUCGGUCGGCGCGUGGGAGUUUGGUCGCCACCGCUGCGGAAGAGGCAGCCAUGCCGGGAGCACCUGUUCUCCUCGCACCGGCCACCGGCAGCGGCCACCGGAACAGCAACAGCUUGUCAUUGCGAGCUGCCGAGGGGCAGGAGCCCCAUGCCCCCACUGCCGGCCGCGCUAGCAGCCCUCAGCCUCUCGCAGGAGUACUAGCGCCCGGACGCCGACUAGCGGAGGCCGACGCUACGCACAACGACACAGCCUUCAACGCUGUAGGCUGCGCGGCGGAGGUCAUCACCACCUUCUCAGGAGGCAACAGCAGCGGCGGCGCCACCGCCGGCUGCUCCCCCUCACCCAAGGGUCUCCGCAAGGCUGCGGCAGCGCCUGCGGCGGGGCUGGUGGCCCAGGCGGCGCGGAGCAGCCUGGGCGGCGCCUCCGCCAGCGCGGGCGAGCAGGACAGCGCGGAGCUGAUCCUGGACCUGCUGGGCGCGCAGGCGGCGGCGCAGCGCAGCCACAGCUUCCUGCAGCGGCAGCGCCUGGCGCAGCAGCAGCAGCAGCAGGGCGCCAUGCAGCGGGCGGGGCAACUACCGGCAGCAUCGCGCGGUGCGGUGGGUCGUGGGGGUAGCGAGGAGCUCGAUGCGGCGCCGCAGACGUCGCCCGGUGGGCCCUCAGCCGCUGCAUCACCGCUAGCUGUCGGGCUGGCGGAGGCAAGCGCCACUCGCGACGCUGCAGCAGCAGGCGGUGAGGGCCACAAUGCAGGCAGCGCCCUCUCCUCCAUCCCGCUCGCCAGCUUGGAAGCGCCAUUGGGGGACACGUCGCCGCCCUUUGACUACAUGCUACCGGACGAGUACGGCGCCACGUCAGUCAACGCCUACAACUUCGGCCUCUCUACCGCGCUCUUCUCCUCCUAUCGCACCAGCCACGAGCCCGCAGAGUACGGCAGCUUCUCCGGCGCUCAGCCCGGCGGGCCCUUCGCAGCAGCGCGGGCCUCGCCCCUGCAGCCGCCGCCGCCGCCGCCGCCGCCUCUUAGCGGCAGCAGCCCGCACAGCGGCGACACCGCCGGGGGCCCGCCCUCCUCCAGUGGCGGGGGAACUGGCGCUAAGCGGCGAGCCGAGCCCUCCAGCUCCGCCCCGCAUCGCACGCUCACGCAGUCCAGCUCCCAGCACGCGGACUCCUCCACCUCCAGCUUGUCCAUCCCGGGGGUGGAGGCCAGCCUGGCGCUGCCGCCGCCGCUGCUAUCCAGCCCCCCGCUGCUGGACUCCCUCUCCGCCAUCCCAGCGCUCGUCCUCUCCUCCCCCGGCGGUAACGCCAACGGCAGCAUGUCGGUCUGGCUGCCAACCAUAGACGAACUGACCGCGGGUGUGAGCGGCGCCCCGCCCUCGCUUGGCGCCGCUGCUCCCAGCACCACCGCUCGCAGCAGCGCGGGCAGCACCGCCCGGCCGUCCCUGGUGCGCACCAUCUCGGCGGGGUCGGGCGACCAGCAGCAGCACAGCGGCGGCGGCGCAUGUACGGCAGGCGGCGGCGGCGGCGGGGGCCAUGCAUCCGGCUCCGUAGCCAGCCUGCCCAGCGCCAAGCAGGCUUCCCUGCAUGGCAGCAACUACGGCGGGCAGCUGAUGCCGGCGGAGGUGGCGUACGACAAGCUGUCCUGGAGCAACCACACCGCCACCAGCGCCAGCACCAACGCAAUGCUCAACUCGGGCUUCACGGUGCUGCUGGCCUCCAUCACGAC
This is a messenger RNA of Astrephomene gubernaculifera, 5450 nucleotides long. Lineage: Eukaryota; Viridiplantae; Chlorophyta; Chlorophyceae; Chlamydomonadales; Astrephomenaceae. The record is from the annotation of a GenBank genome assembly.